UCUCCCCAUCCGGGGCAGCCGGGAAUGGCUGAGCCUGGGGUUCGCCGCCGCCGCCCCCCCGCCGCCGCCGCCUCCUCCGCCUCCAGCUUUCUGCUCUGGCCUCAGUGCUGAGGAUUGAACCCAGGGCCUCACAUUUGCUAGGACUUUAGCAUCUUGAAUCAUUUUGGGUUCAUUGCCUUCAAGACUGACCUGGUCAGAGUUCAUCAUGUUGAAGUUAAAAAGCUCGGAGUCAGUCCGGGUGGUGGUUCGCUGUCGGCCCAUGAAUAGCAAGGAAAAGGCUGCUUCCUACGACAAGGUGGUGGAUGUGGAUGUGAAGCUGGGGCAAGUAUCGGUGAAGAACCCCAAAGGUACGGCCCAUGAAAUGCCCAAGACCUUCACCUUUGACGCAGUCUAUGACUGGAACGCCAAGCAGUUUGAACUCUACGAUGAGACAUUCCGACCACUAGUAGACUCUGUGCUGCAAGGUUUCAAUGGGACAAUUUUUGCCUAUGGACAAACUGGGACUGGGAAAACCUACACGAUGGAAGGGGUCCGUGGUGACCCUGAAAAAAGAGGGGUCAUCCCUAACUCAUUUGACCACAUCUUCACCCACAUCUCUAGAUCCCAGAAUCAGCAGUAUCUGGUCAGGGCUUCUUACUUAGAGAUUUACCAGGAGGAGAUCCGAGACCUGCUCUCAAAGGACCAGACCAAAAGGCUUGAGCUCAAAGAGAGGCCUGACACUGGGUUGUAUGUGAAAGACCUGUCUUCCUUUGUCACCAAGAGCGUGAAGGAGAUAGAGCACGUGAUGAAUGUGGGCAACCAGAACCGCUCUGUCGGUGCUACCAACAUGAAUGAGCACAGCUCACGUUCUCAUGCGAUCUUUGUCAUCACUAUCGAGUGUAGUGAGGUGGGCCUUGAUGGUGAGAACCACAUUCGUGUAGGGAAAUUGAACCUUGUAGAUCUGGCUGGCAGUGAACGGCAAGCCAAGACUGGUGCGCAAGGGGAAAGACUGAAGGAAGCAACCAAAAUCAACCUCUCCCUUUCAGCCUUGGGGAAUGUCAUCUCUGCCCUGGUGGAUGGCAAAAGCACACACAUUCCAUAUCGAGACUCAAAGCUUACGAGGCUCCUCCAAGAUUCCCUUGGUGGCAAUGCCAAGACUGUGAUGGUAGCCAAUGUGGGGCCUGCCUCUUACAAUGUAGAAGAGACUCUGACCACUCUAAGAUAUGCCAACCGUGCCAAAAACAUUAAGAACAAGCCAAGGGUCAACGAGGACCCAAAAGAUGCCCUCCUUCGAGAAUUCCAGGAAGAAAUUGCUCGGCUCAAAGCCCAGCUGGAAAAACGGUCCAUUGGCAGAAGGAAGAGGCGAGAGAAGCGGAGGGAAGGUGGUGGCACUGGUGGGGAUGGAGAAGAUGAGGAGGAGGAGGGAGAAGAGGGGGAGGAGGAAGGAGAUGAUAAGGAUGAUUACUGGCGGGAACAGCAAGAAAAACUGGAGAUUGAGAAGCGGGCUAUUGUGGAGGACCACAGUUUGGUUGCAGAGGAGAAGAUGAGGUUGUUGAAGGAGAAGGAGAAAAAGAUGGAGGACCUGCGACGAGAGAAGGAUGCUGCUGAGAUGCUGGGCGCCAAAAUCAAGGCUAUGGAGAGUAAACUUCUUGUUGGAGGAAAAAAUAUAGUAGAUCAUACGAAUGAACAGCAGAAAAUCUUGGAGCAGAAACGGCAAGAAAUUGCAGAACAGAAACGUCGAGAGAGAGAAAUCCAGCAACAGAUGGAAAGUCGAGACGAGGAGACCUUGGAACUUAAAGAGACAUACAGCUCAUUGCAGCAAGAAGUGGACAUCAAGACCAAAAAACUCAAAAAGCUCUUCUCCAAGCUUCAGGCGGUGAAGGCUGAGAUCCAUGACCUCCAAGAAGAGCACAUCAAGGAGCGCCAGGAACUGGAGCAGACGCAGAACGAGCUCACUCGAGAGCUGAAACUCAAGCAUCUUAUUAUAGAAAACUUUAUUCCUCUGGAAGAAAAGAGUAAAAAUAUGAACAGAUCCUUUUUUGAUGAAGAGGAAGAUCAUUGGAAAUUACAUCCUAUAACCAGACUGGAGAAUCAGCAGAUGAUGAAGCGGCCAGUCUCCGCUGUUGGCUAUAAGAGACCAUUGAGCCAACAUGCAAGAAUGUCCAUGAUGAUUCGUCCAGAGUCCCGAUACCGGGCAGAAAACACAAUGCUCUUGGAACUGGACAUGCCCAGCCGGACCACAAGAAAUUACGAGGGCCCAGCCAUUGCCCCCAAGGUCCAGGCUGCGUUGGAUGCAGCUCUACAGGAUGAAGAUGAGAUACAGGUGGAUGCGUCGUCCUUUGAAAGCACUGCAAUUAAGAAAUCCAAGGCCAGACCUAAAAGUGGCAGGAAGUCAGGAUCCUCUUCCUCGUCCUCCUCAGGAACCCCUGCAUCUCAGCUGUAUCCACAGUCUCGGGGGCUGGUUCCCAAGUAAAGCUGGGGCUCUUCUCCCAGGGCAUGAGCAGCAGUGUUGCCUUCUGAGAGAAGAAAUGAGCACGAAGCUGCAGAGAGGAUUCGAGCCCAGACUCAGAACUGUUCCCCUGAGGAGAAGCAAUGGCCUCUGCAGAUUAACCAACUUAAUCUGGUCGAAUGUGCUGGCCCUAAUCUGGCACUCAGCUCCUCUGGGAAAUGUCCUUUAAAUAGCAUCUCAGAAAUGCAUGGGUAAGGAAAAGUGCGAUAGUCCAAGAGGACAGCAAGAGAAUGACCAUGACCUUGCUUCCCUUCUCCCUUGCCUUCUCUCCACCCCUCCCCUCUUUUCUCCCUUCUCCUUUUCUAGCCUGUUUUCACAUUGGGCUCCCGUCUUGUCAAACAAUGGGGCAGAGUCAGGGAUCCCCUUAGCCAGACUGUGUCUUUGGAGCCUCAGGAUAAAGUGACAGUGAGGUUGAAAAGUGAAAGCCCUAGAACUUGAAGAGGUGCCUGAUCUUGUAGGGAGAAAUGAGGAAUCUCAUUUGGAUCCAUGCCCAGGAGGACACAAUCAGCAACCUUGCUUUUAUGCUUCUCAGUAAGAAGUGGGUCUGCUUUUGGGAUCUGCUGAAUGAGAAACUCUUCCAAUUUCUGCUCGUGAAAGAUUCAAUGUCAGAAGCAAUAAAAAUAACAUUCCCUUUGCCUCCUUGGAGAGUUUAGGGAAAUUGCUUCUUUCAGACCUCAAAACCAGACCAUCCAGUCAACCUAAGUCUGAAAGCCAGUGCCAUGUUCAUCCACCAUGUCACUUUACUGUUCUGGAUUUGUCAUCAUCUUUCCCUAUGCAUGCAUACUCUGAGCAUCCUUGAGUAAGCCUGUCCUCUGUCUCCAGAGUGUGCUUUGUAGUGGGCCUGUUUUGUGGGAGAAGGGAGGCUGGCUCUGCCUUCUCUGAUGACUAGAGUUGGGGGAAAGCAACAUCUAGUGGCACUUUUGAAUUCCCCAUUUUGUUCCAUACUGGCAGAAAGAGCAGAACAGUAGCUAGGCAGAGGCAGAGCUGGAAAUAUGAGACUCAGAGCAGUGGGAAGGGAAUGCAUACAGGUGGAAGCAAAGGAGUCCUGCUUGCCUUCAGGACUCAUGGAAUCCUAGAGCUGGGACUCCUGCCAGGUGGACUGUUACUCAUUUCCCCCCAAGCUCAUAAGUGUGUACGCACAAUGUGUCUGUGCCCUAUGGGUCCAUGUGUGUCUGUAAGAAACGGAGACCAUGAAUUUGCCCAAUUUUAGAAAUAUGCUAAAGUGCAGUUGUUGCCUUUUGUCCAUUAAAGGCCUAUUAAAUGACUAGUCCAGGCUGGAAGCACUACUAUGUGUGUGUCUGAGUCCACAAACCAAGCCUGAGGAGACGUUAUGAGUUCCCAAGUCUGCCUGGUACACCAUGCUGGCAUGGUGUCUCAAGAAGAUAGUGACUCAGGUGGGCCUUGAGUUAUAUUUUAACUUAACUGCUCAGUUCCCAGGGCACAUUUCUGGAUUAGAACCCAUGGGGAAGAGGAGGUAACAAGUGCAAUGUCUUAGCAGUCUGGAAAACAGAGAUCUGGUGUUCACAGAUCUCUUCUUGUUAGUAAUCAUUCUUUCUGAACCCAGGGCCCUAUUCAGCAGUUCCCAGAGCAUAAUGGAGCCUUCUUUCUUCUUUUUGUGGGUUCAAACCCUGCUUCUUCCUUAUUUACUAAGAACUUGCCUGUUUGAAUAGGAACAAAUGAUGUAGCCUACGAUGGUUAUCUACUGGUGAAUGUGUCUCUCACACUACAUUCCUUUGAAGCUAGUCUGAAUUCUGUAGGCUGAAAAUAAUCAUGUAGCAAAUCAGAGAAUUGAAAACUGUGGAUAACACUAUACCUUAAAACUGAUAUCUUGAGGUGGCCAUGUGAGCAAGGGUAGUUAAGUGACACAGAACUUUUCCAGGAAGGCAAAAGAGGAAAGCCAGGUUGACAAGGCUUAAAUACUAAGACAAGCUUGUCUGGUACUCAGCUGUGUUUAUUUGGUGGUCUGGGGACAGUCAGUAAAAGGACACUCACUUGGAGAGAUGAAUCUAUCCCUUUCCAAGCAGUCUCUGGUGCUUUUCUUCUCUCAAAAUGGAUCCGAGAAAUAUUCAAAAGGAGCAGAUGGUAAGAUGUGUUGUUGCCACCAGAAUGGUGCUGCUUGGGCUUCUGAAUUGAGCCACAUGUGUAGAGGACAUAGCAAGCCCACUAAGGGCAUCCAUGCUAGAGUGUUCCAGGAUGGUGGAGAGCCUUCAUGCCAGCAGCUAGUAAAGUUUGAAAGCAAGUCUCUUGUGGGACCUCAGAAGACUAUCUGGGAGAAGGAAUUUGAGACUGUCUGCAACCUCAUCAGACUCCCUUUUGUUCUGCUCAGUAGAAUAUAUCUGGCUUCAUAUUUUUACAGUCACACAUCUCCCAGACCCCUGGAUUCAGAACCCAAGGCCACAAAUCAUAGGCAUGAAGCACUUUCUUAAGACUCUGACUUAAUGUUAAAUGGUUUCCCAUCUAAUGCCUGCAUGCUGCUUGACUUGCUCCACCCACACUUUCUCAACCAAGGGCACCAGAGUGUUCUACAGCUUAGGCAUGGGCUACUCUCUGCUUUUUCUGUCUGACUCUUGUAAGUCCUGACUCACUGAAUGUAGAUUCGUUGCCAAGUUUCCGAGAAGUGUCGACUCCCUUGUAACACAGGGUGCCAGUUCUGCCUCACAGUCCCAUUUGAAGUCCGAGUAUAUUGUGAAUGCUCCUUGGACCAUCCAAACACCAUCAGUAGAUGAAAUCCAGGCUUUUAAUGUACCGUAAAGCCAUGCUGAAAAUGCUCAGAGGGAACUAGAUACAAAUAGUGGGCCUGGCAGUUGUCUAUCAUGUGAGGCUUUGUCUUUUACUAUUUGGAAAUCAGGCAACUUUCUCCCUGCCCUUGUCUCUUGAAUGAAAUACUUUUGAGGUUAUUUAUGAAAGGGGUGGUCCCAGCUGGGCAGAAGGCAGUGGGGUUUAUGGCUCCUUGGAGUUACUAUUGAUCUUGACCUUCUCUUUGGCUACUUGUAGACAAAGAAUCUGCCAAUACUUGGGGCUCUAAGUUUUACGAUUGAUAUUUAUUUGUAUCAUCUCUUUGUCUAGGAAUGUAAAAGUGAUUCUAAACUAAGAUGUGUAAUAAAAUCAAUCAGAUUUAUUGUACCUACAAAAA
Messenger RNA from Heterocephalus glaber (naked mole-rat), 5621 nucleotides. It is a transcript of the gene Kif3b, whose product is annotated as kinesin family member 3B. Gene Ontology annotation, molecular function: microtubule motor activity; microtubule binding; ATP binding. The record is from RefSeq and is a predicted model, not a curated record. Gene Ontology annotation, cellular component: microtubule. NCBI's taxonomy places the organism in Eukaryota, Metazoa, Chordata, Mammalia, Rodentia, Bathyergidae. Gene Ontology annotation, biological process: mitotic cell cycle; microtubule-based movement.